Messenger RNA from Chelmon rostratus (copperband butterflyfish), 1651 nucleotides. RefSeq names its product dynein, cytoplasmic 1, light intermediate chain 2 (gene dync1li2). Gene Ontology annotation, cellular component: cytoplasmic dynein complex; centrosome. Bases 48 to 1526 code for a protein of 492 amino acids. Gene Ontology annotation, biological process: microtubule-based movement; microtubule cytoskeleton organization. The transcript has 13 exons. Gene Ontology annotation, molecular function: dynein heavy chain binding. Lineage: Eukaryota; Metazoa; Chordata; Actinopteri; Chaetodontiformes; Chaetodontidae. The record is from RefSeq and is a predicted model, not a curated record.
GGUGGCCAAGGAGCAGGGCCUUGCCUUUGUGGUUGUAGAAAGAGAAGAUGGCUCCCGUUCUGGAGAAACAGCUCCCGGGCGCAGCCGGGGCAGGCGACAAUAACAACGAAGAUGAAGAAGGACAAAACCUCUGGUCCUCAAUACUGAGUGAAGUUUCAACUAGAUCAAGUUCAAAGUUGCCAUCAGGAAAAAAUAUCCUGGUAUUUGGUGAGGAUGGAUCAGGAAAAACAACGCUUGUGGCCAAACUUCAAGGAGCUGAUCACAACAAGAAGGGGAGGGGACUUGAGUAUUUGUACUUAAAUGUACAUGAUGAGGACAGAGAUGACCUUACUCGCUGUAAUGUGUGGAUCCUGGAUGGAGACCUAUACCACAAAGGCCUACUUAAGUUUGCUGUUUCAGCUCAGUCCCUACCUGACUGUCUAGCUGUGUUUGUUGUGGAUAUGUCCCGGCCCUGGACCAUUAUGGAGUCACUGCAGAAGUGGGCCAGUGUGCUACGUGACCAUGUGGACAAGCUCAAGAUCCCACCUGAGGACAUGAGAGAAAUGGAGCAGAAGAUGGUGAAAGCGUUUCAAGAGUACGCAGAACCAGAGGAUGCCACCCCAUCCUCCCCACAGAGACGGGCCCCGACAGCAGGAGAAGACGAGGCUGUUGUGCUACCACUUGGGGAUAACACACUUACACACAACCUGGGCAUUCCAGUGCUAAUAGUUUGCACAAAGUGUGACGCAGUCAGCGUACUAGAGAAGGAGCACGACUACAGAGAGGAGCACUUUGACUUCAUCCAGUCCCACAUCAGGCGAUUUUCCUUACACUAUGGAGCUGGCCUGAUCUAUACUUCAGUCAAAGAGGAGAAGAACCUGGACCUGCUCUACAAAUAUAUAGUACAUAAGAUGUAUGACUUCCAGUUCACCACACCUGCCUUAGUGGUGGAGAAGGAUGCAGUGUUCAUUCCAUCUGGAUGGGAUAAUGAAAAGAAAAUUGGGAUUUUGCACGAAAACUUCACAACAGUCAGACCCGAAGAUCCAUUUGAAGAUUUUAUCACAAAGCCUCCAGUACGAAAGCUGGUUCAUGACAAAGAGAUCAAUGCAGAGGAUGAGCAGGUAUUCCUGAUGAAGCAACAGUCUUUGUUAGCGAAGCAGCCAGCCACACCAACAAGAGGAGCAACAGAGUCUCCAGGACGGACGGCCUCGGGGUCUCCUAGGCCUGCGGGUCGCGCCGGCCAACCCACCGUGUCCAGUGGCUCACCAAUGGCUGCUGUCAAAAAGCCUGACCCUAACAUGAAAGCGGGGGCUGCCAAUGAAGGAGUGCUGGCCAACUUCUUCAACAGCCUGUUGAGUAAAAAGACUGGAUCCCCAGGGAGCCCAGGAAGUGGAGCAGUUGGAGCUGGAGUGCAAGGCUCCGUCAAGAAAACAGGGCAGAAGCCGGGUUUGACUGAUGUCCAGGCGGAGUUGGACAGGAUGACUCGCAAACAAGACUCCAUGGUUUCAGCUAACAACAUACCACCGCCGACAGAGAACGAAGCGUGAAGGCAACAAAAACAGCUGCAUCGUCCACUGCAUUAUUACUCUGGAAAAAUACAUGUACAUGUGAGCGAAAAAAAAAAUUGACCAAAUUCCCAAUGUCUAUACAAGUCAGCACACAGUGGUUUCAC